Gallus gallus (chicken) is the source of this 4557-nucleotide messenger RNA. RefSeq names its product anoctamin 10 (gene ANO10). Lineage: Eukaryota; Metazoa; Chordata; Aves; Galliformes; Phasianidae. The record is from RefSeq and is a predicted model, not a curated record. Gene Ontology annotation, cellular component: plasma membrane. The coding region runs from base 861 to 2795 and encodes 644 amino acids. The transcript is spliced from 13 exons. Gene Ontology annotation, molecular function: chloride channel activity. Gene Ontology annotation, biological process: chloride transmembrane transport.
GCCCUACCCUGCCCUGCGGAUGUGGCGCCGCGAGCCGGCGGUGAGUGUGGAGCGGGUGGUGGGGCUGUGUUGUCGGCGCCGCCGCCGUGGGGGAGGAGCCUGCCCCUGUCCGCCCAACCCGUGAGGCUGCCGGGGCGGGGAGAGCCACGGGCCGGGGGUCCGGGCGGGGCUGGGGGCGGCCUCUUCUUGGCUGCGGUCCGGGGGGAGGUUGUGUCUGUCAGUGCGCUGCGGCCGUGCAGCUCCUUGAAAGGAGAGGCUACGGAGGGAGCUAGGCAGGCGGGCUGGCCUGCUGGGCCGCCCUGAUACGGUGCCAGAGCUGCUGGCCGGGCGGUGGUCCCGUGGGCUGGACAGACCUCGUGUCCCCCUAGCCAGGCUUACCCGGCUGUGUGAGCUCUGCUGUGCGACAGUGGGAGAGUAGGGGUCUCACUGAGUCUGUGCUAGGCCUUGCAUGCACCAAGUCAAGCUAACUACUUCGUUAUGUCCCCCUGACUCGGUGCUGGGUCUUGCAUUUGCUGAAUCAAAUCAGCUUUGUGGUAUCAACCUCGCAAGCACAGGUUUGAAGAGGGCUUCAGCGCUCCUCUGGGUUUCAGAAGCAGUAAGGCUGCAGUGGCUAACAGCAGGUCCUGCUCGCUCACUGCACCGACCGCAGGGAUUGUGGAUAAGUGGUAGGAGCCAGCUUCCACACAGCACGGCGUGCACACUGAGGCCGUUCUCAGGCUGGAAAGGAUGGCUGGAAGUUGGCUGGUGCAGGCCCUGCGUUGGCUGGGACACCCAGAAGUGCUCUUCUGAAGGGAUGUUCACAAUAUUCACCAAUUACCAGUGCCCCUCAGUGUUGAAAUAUGCACGCAGGUUCUUAAAAGAUGAAGGAGACUUGGUCUUUCUUGGAUGCUCUUGAGCCUAACUUCAGGCCUCUGGUAGUAAUUGAGCUCGCAAAAGGAACCAAAAAGGAAACCAUAGAAUGGUUCACUAAAAGAAUAGUGGACAAAAAGGCCAAUGGAGGUGCACAACUGCUGAUUAAACCGUUGGUUACAGAAAACGGAGAUGAAAAUAUUUAUCUAGUUGGAGCUUCCCACUUAAGGCUGUUGCUGGGAGCUGAAACUGUGGGUUUGGUGAAGGAGUGUAAUGAUAAUUCAAUGAGAAGUUUCACAUACAGCAGUAGAAAAACUUUCAAAGAUUUUGCAGAUGACAACCACAAUUUCCUUACAAUGUCAGAAUGUCAGUAUAUCAUCAAACAUGAGCUUGAAAAUUUGAGAGCUAGAGAUGAAAAAAUGAUCCCUGGAUAUCCACAGGCAAAGCUAUAUCCAGGAAAAUCAAUUGUGAGAAGAUUAUUGACCAAUGGUAUUCUAGUUCAGAUUUUCCCACUCCAUGACAGAGAAGAAUUGAAAAAGCUCCGACACACGUGGUAUGGCCGAGUCAAAAUUGGCUAUCAACCUUUAGAUGAGAUACGCUCCUACUUUGGUGAAACCAUUGCUCUCUACUUUGGCUUCUUAGAGUAUUUCACGUUUGCAUUGAUUCCGAUGGCUGUCAUUGGAAUUCCUUACUAUGUGUUUGCAUGGGAAGAUUAUGACAAAUAUGUAAUGUUUGCCACGUUCAACCUGCUGUGGUCCACUGUGAUCCUGGAAGUUUGGAAGCGGAUUUGCGCUGUGAUGACCUACCACUGGGGGACACUGUUGAUGAAGCGGCAGUUUGAAGAACCAAGGCCAGGUUUCCACGGUGCUUUGGGUAUCAAUCCUGUCACUGGGAGGGAGGAACCGGUGUAUUCAAGUAUUAAGAGACAGUUACGCAUUUAUCUGGUGUCCGUACCGUUUGUGUGCCUUUGCCUCUACUUCUCACUGUAUGUGAUGAUGAUCUACUUUGACUUGGAACACUGGGCUCUGGAUUAUCAUGAGGAGAAUAAGUCCACCUUCAGCAGCUUGAUGCUAUAUGUGCCCAGUAUCAUAUAUGCUGUCGUGAUUGAAAUUAUGAACCGUAUCUAUAGGUAUGCUGCUGAAUUCUUAACAUCGUGGGAAAAUCACAGGCUGGAGUCUUCAUAUCAGAAUCAUUUAAUUCUGAAGGUUUUAGUGUUCAACUUCUUGAAUUGUUUUGCAUCUCUCUUCUACAUUGCUUUUGUGCUGUUUGAUAUGAAACUUCUGAGACAGAGCUUGGCCACUUUACUGAUAACUUCACAGAUCCUCAAUCAGUUUGCAGAAUCCCUGCUUCCUUACUGGCUCCAGAAGAGACACGUGAAGAAGAUGAAGAAACACAUGCAUUCUCUGAAAACAGAUGCGGACCUGUCAUUGGUUGAACAAGUCAACUUGGAAAAAGAAAUGGGCACCUAUUUUGGUACUUUUGAUGAUUACUUGGAGCUGUUUUUACAGUUUGGCUACGUCAGUCUUUUCUCGUGUGUUUAUCCGCUGGCCGCUGUCUUUGCAGUGUUAAACAACGUCACAGAGAUAUAUUCUGAUGCCUUAAAAAUGUGUAGAGUUUACAAGCGUCCAUUUGCAGAACCCACAGCAAAUAUCGGUGUUUGGCAGUUGGCUUUUGAAACUAUGAGUGUAAUAUCAGUAGUUACUAACUGCGUACUGAUUGGAAUGUCUCCACAAGUGAAUGCCCUUUUCCCGGACUCAAAAAUGGAUCUUGUUUUGACUGUGGCAUUGGUAGAGCACUUGCUACUAGCAAUAAAGUUUGUCAUGGCAUUUGUAAUUCCUGAUAAACCAAGAGAGAUACAGAUAAAGCUGGCCAAGUUGGAAUUUGAAUCUCUAGAGGCUCUCAAACAACAGCAAAUGAAAGUCGCUGCUGAGUCACUGAAGGAGUAAACACAGAGGAGCGAAGAUGACUACAGCAGUCAUGUGUGGACGUGGGCACUCCUUUGAGCCUUUGUUUAUGAUUCUGAGUAGCGCUCCGUGCGCACCACACUAUUCUGUGUAUCUGCAGGUGCCACCUGCUUGUGUGAUACCUGGUAAAUACUCACUGCUUCAGGUUGUGAAAAAGAGAUCACUUCUCCUACUCCUCUUUUUUUUCCCCUACGUACGCCAGUUUGCGGAGCUGACACUACACAAAGUUAUCCAGCCUGCACAAGGGCUGGCUGAAGGCUGCCGGACCCAGCACACUUCAACUGAUGGAAAACAGAAGUUGGGAUAAGCAUCCCCAAGCCACCUGGAGACUUCAGCUGUGAGCUUGUGAAAGAAAACAGAAAGAUAAAGGUGGAGCAGCACUUAAUUCAGUGCACUGCCUCUUGGGCCCGUGGCCUGCUUUGUCCCUUUAUGAUGAUAGUUAAUCAAUCCUCUCUUUUAUUCAACCACUGCUGAUUAGCUAUUUUUCGAACGUGUAAAUUAACAUGCUAUUAUGUAAUGAAAUAUGACUGUUCCUGACAUUAGAAACAUUUAAACGUAAAUAUAAGGUGUGCAUUACAUGUUCCUCUGUGCUAGUUACCCAAAUAAGAGCAAGUUAAAGCCUUCCUCACAGCCAGGUAAAACCAUUGAGUACUGAGCAGUAAUUAAUGAAGAUUAAGCAGCAGAUAUUUAUGUAUUAAUUUUUUUCAUUUACGUUUGUUUUUGGUGUCACUUCCUUGGGCCUUGAACCACAGUGCUGUAGUCAGGGCUGUUCUGGUUAAAUGAACUCCUGGAACAGCACAAUUAGACAUGAUACACCAGUACCCAUGUGCGCGGUGAACAUUCAUUUUUUUUUCCACCCCUUCAUUUCACAGAACGGUCAUUUUUGUAACAUUUCAUUGCUUUCUGAUAGUGACAGGACCAAAAUGCCUCCUAACCAUGUGUAAUCUAUAUUUUCCAGCUGUGACCUUCAUUUGCAGUAGGUGUACCAUACCUGUGCAUGACACACCCAAGGCUGUGUGUAAAGUUACCAUUGCAGAUUUCUGCCCCGUGUUUUGCUCCUGCUGCCUGGUCAGCACGGUUAUAGUGAGAAACCUGGGGGAUGGUUCCUCUUGAUAUGUGAGCCUGUAAGGGCUGCUGUGACUGGAGCCUGCUGUCUUCUGCUUGGUAUUGCUUUCAGACUGUGAAGUGGGCAGGUUUGUGAUAGCAGCUGCAUGGGCCAUCUGUGAAAACGCCCCAGGAUUGGCUGGAAAAGGAAUCAGGUUGCAUCUCAGCUGUAGUCACAUGAAAGAAAGAAGUAAUGGCUCAAAGCUGACUUUGUACUUGUCUUUGUAGUCAUUGCAUUCUUCCAGUUUUCUGCAGCCCAACAGGAAAAUCUGUAGUAAGGUUUGGGUACCUGGUGAUGUGAGCAACCUUGGCAGCCGUCCUUGCCUUGAGCAAAGCCGUUCACUUCUGCUCAGUAUUCUUAUUUAGAAAUGGGGAUGAUAACGUGGAUUUUCUGCCUACAGCCAGGUGGUGUGGAGGCACUACACCCUCCAUAGCAUGUGAGCGAGGGGUAUGGCAAUCCUUUGUGUUACAGAGAGUAGUUUGUCCUGGAGAACACGCUGUGCAGCAGCUGCAGUGCUAAAAUCACGAUAGAGCAUUUCUGAUUCAUGGAUGAACUAUUACCUGGAUGGUGCUGAGUUGUAUUUUGUCACCAAACCGCUCCUGAAACAUGAGAAAGAAUAAAUAAGGUAUUUACUGGUGA